Symsagittifera roscoffensis is the source of this 3442-nucleotide messenger RNA. RefSeq names its product patched domain-containing protein 4-like. Gene Ontology annotation, cellular component: membrane. Lineage: Eukaryota; Metazoa; Xenacoelomorpha; Acoela; Convolutidae. The record is from RefSeq and is a predicted model, not a curated record.
ACUCAGAAAUGUUGUAUUUUCAGAAAAGGGGAAACUCAAGUCUAUUUUUAGGUGGGCAUUAUCAGUUAGGUCGAGCCGUCAGCUGAUUGACUUUAUGGUUACACUUGCUGUAUUAUCUCGCAUAAGAACCAUUGUCUGAAACCUUAAAACAAACAAAAGUUGCUUCAAAUUUGCCCUGUGCAAUACGUCUAAAAUUUAUAAAGCCAAAGUUAAAUUAUUACCUAUCCAUUUGCUGACGGUUGUGAAAAUCUAACUAUCUUCGAAAUAAAUGCACGUGAUUGAUUUGGAUUUGUUCAACAAAAUGUAACCAAACAAUCACACUUCGCGUGUAAAAAUUUCGAAACUUAUUCAACAAUCAUCGCUGCAAAGAAACUUUCUUUCAACCCUCUGACACGAUGAAGCUACCGACCGAUUUCUUCGCCAUACCCGAAAAGGCACUUAGCCGAAAGUUUGGUCAAUGGGGUUAUUUCGUUGCCCAAAAUGCCUGGCUUUUUAUCAUUACAACUGGAUUAUUGGGCUGUUUUUCCAGUAUCGGUUUUUUCUGGCUGCAAACUGAAAAAGAUAUUGACGUUUUUGAUAUUUAUUUUCCAAGAAAUGGAAGGAUUACUAAAGGGCUGAAGCAGAUGCGUGAAGACUUUCCCGAUACAAGUGAUACAAACUACUUCGCGUGGCAAGAUAACGGUGAAUAUUUAACCCUGUCAAUUUUAAUUUGGGACCCUUUGAAAGGUAGCAGAGACGUGGUUCUGAACUCCGCUGUCAAAAAAGACAUCCAUAAAAUUUGUGACUGGGUUCAAGAUUAUUCGGCUUACAGUCCCAGUAUGAAUAAAACCCUCACAUACACUGACGUUUGUGCAAUCGACGGAAUAAACCAAGAGUACAAACAGUGUCUUCUGCCCGAAUUGUGUCGAGUAGCCGAAUGGGAUACUGAAAAAGGUGAAUUGAAAUACUUCAGCGAAUCCAUUCUUCAAAUGUUCAGCGAUCCUAAGUUCACCAAGAAGAAUGGACUGGGAAACAAUGUAGUCAUAACACGCGGAGGGCAGUCGGCUAGACUGAUAUUCUUCUUAAAGAAAGCAAAUGAAACUCAACUAGCCGAAUCGCAUUUCUGGGUCCGACAAUGUUUCGAAGACUUGCACGUUAUGGUAAAGAAACUCGAAUCGGCUAAUUACGCGUUAUACUCGCUGAGGAUCCAAUUAGACGAAUGGGGCAGUGUAUUUGAACGAGACUCUAAGCUUUUUGCACUUGCGGUUAUUUUCCUCGUCGGCUUUUCGGUCAUCGCUUCUUCGAGCCUUGACUGUUUGACCUCUAGGAGUCUUCUGGCCUUGGCGGCUAUUCUUAGCACUAUCCUGGCUAUUGUGACUGGUAUCUCUGUGCUGAGUGUAGCAGGGGUUCCCUUGAUCCAAGUGGCCUUCUUAACACCAUUCAUUAUUUUAGCCUCUAUGGUGGUUUCGCUGACCUUCUUCGAACUCACAUUCUUCACAGCCUGUCUCUCCAUUCACACCAAAAGAGUCCAGUGCACUUCUCAGCCGAACAAAUCCAGCGCCAUUUUCAACAUUAUUGCCGGCUCAGGUCAUUCUGACUGCACGCUUCACGGCACAACAGUCGUAGGAGCCACUUCGCACUCUGUAUCACCAGAGAUAGCUGACGAAAUUGCGACUAGUAAGCUUGGAGUUGGACCCAUAUCCCGCAACGUCUCAAAAACACCUUCAAUCAUUUCUCGUCGAAACAGCGAUCAACUCGCUAAAGAGAUUGACGAAUCAUGGGCAUUGAAUUUAGCAGAGAAAUAUUUGAUAAAGUACAUGCCGAAGAUAAUCUUACACGAUGUGUCUCGGGUUAUUAUUCUCAUAGGAGUCGGAGUCUUGCUCGCAAUCGCGACCCGAAGUACGAUUCAAAUGCCCGAGUAUAUUAACGAAGUUGAAUACCAGCCCGACAACUCGAAAGUUAUCGAGUACUAUCACACUGAGGAGCGGUUGUACCGAAAGCCGACUGUAGUUGCAUUCGUAAUUGACGAGAAGCUAAAUUACUCGGAUCCGAAAGUUAUGACUAAUCUCCGAGGAGUUACAGACAACUUGAUUGAAACUGGUUUCUUCUUGAAUGUAACAGACCUUUCGUGGUGUUAUGAAGAAGGUCUGAAUAUUUCGAACCUCGUCCGAGCAAAACAGGGCAAAGAAAUUGCAUUCGAAGCUAAAACAAUAGCAGAGUAUCAAGCUGAAAUUACGAGUGGAAUAAAAAGAAGUAUGUUCAAAAAUGACAUCAUUUUGAACAGCAAAGGAGAGAUUGAGAAAAGUCGCUUUUUUCUCCUGACAAUCGAGAUAUCCCUGUAUGAUUCGACGACUAUAAAGAACUUUUUCGAGGCCAUUUAUCCAGUUAUUGACAGCUCGCCGUAUAAACUAUACGCAACUAGCAUUCACUUGUCGAGAUGGGAGCGAAAUAUUACAAUGAAGCAGAGUAUCUGGAGGUCCAUAGCCAUCGGCCUCGCCUGCUGUCUCCUCGUCAUGUCCCUCCUCCUCGGCGACUUCCGAGUCAUAUUUCUAUCUUUCGUGGUCACUGCAUGUAGCAUGGUGUCUGUACUCGGAUACAUGGGAGUGUGGGGCAUCACGUAUAACAUGUCCACUUACAUCGAAGUCCUGCUUCUCAUAGGUCUGUGUGUGGACUAUGCCUCACACAGUGGCCAUUCCUACAAACGAUCAAAGGGACUCACCGCCAAGGCCAGAGCCGAAGCCUCUCUAGAAGCAAUGGGCGUUCCCCUCAUCAACGCGGCCGUUUCUUCCAUCCUUGGAAUAGUGAUGCUCGCUUUUUCCAGCUCCUACGGGAUGCGAACUCUUUUCGUCACCGCUCUUUUCCUUUUCACCUUCAGUUUUUUCUAUGGAGUUUGUGUGCUUCCAGUACUACUGAGUUUCUUUGGACCAGUGAACAAAGAACUGGGAAUCGGGACAAAUGAGGACAACAACGACGGGUCUUCGGAAUCAGGGGGUUCCGGGAAGAACUCACAAGGAUCCCGAGGAAGCAAUCGGGACCUCACCGAAAAAUGUCGGGAUCACAGUCUCUCUAUAGCGGGUCUUUCGGAUUGUAACAGGUCACGAGAUUAUCAAGAGUUCAACCCGACGUCAAAAAGUAGUUUGAAAAGUAAAGAUGUAACGCCCACGAUUGUGAACAACUCAACGCCAGAUUCUUCGAAGCUAAUGUCAGUUGAAGCUCGCAGAGGAUCUGAACUUUGUAACUCAGUUUUAUGACAAUAAGAACGUCUCAACUUAUUUUUGGAAACGUUUGUCGAAGCAGUCUUAAAAUUUCAAAACAUUGGCAGAUAUUUCAGUUCUGUUGAUGUUAUUCAAUUCCCUUGUUUAUGCGUGACUCAUAAACUUAGUGCACAUAUCAUCUUAUCACCCUAAAACACCCUUCAUAACUGUUCACUGUUAUACUAGUUCUUCUUUUAAUUGAUGUUUUA